Molecule: messenger RNA, 885 nt
Organism: Dicentrarchus labrax (European seabass)
Lineage: Eukaryota; Metazoa; Chordata; Actinopteri; Moronidae
Product: saxitoxin and tetrodotoxin-binding protein 1-like
Exons: 6
Coding region: 94-759 (221 amino acids)
Source: RefSeq, a predicted model, not a curated record
CCUCCAGCGGUCUUUAUAAGAGACUGUGAUCCACCUCACAGUCACUUCCUCCAGUCAUCAAUAAUCCACCCUGCAGGUUCUGUCUGAUCCAGGAUGUGGGUUCUACACAAAACCGGUCUGCUGGUUCUGGUUCUGGUUCUGAUGGUUCUUGGCUCCAACGCAGCCCCUGAAGGAUGUGGCCUGCCCGAGAGGCUGACCAAACCGCAUCUACGCAAGGUUCUGGAGGUGCGCUGGGUUCUGGUCCAGGCGUUCGCAGAUUACCCAGCAGGUGUGGAGUUGGUGUCCAGACUCAACAGCUCGCUCCUGGAGGUGGACCUGAAAGAUGACAAUGAAACCGUCCAGUUCACCGAGAGGAACACCGUGAGCGGGAUGUGUCUGAUCUUCCGUGGAAACUUGUCUGCUCCCGACCCCGAGACGUCCAACCACACCCUCCUCCUGCUCAGUUCCGUCCAGGAGUUCGACAGUAAGGUGUCUCCGUACGACGACCAGGGCCGAGCCGACGUGUACCAGAGCUGCCCCGAAUGUCUGACGAUGGUCUACCACGGAGUCUUCGAGGGAACCCCGGGGAGGAUGCUGCUGAUCUACAGGAGCGAGGGGAAACAUCUCGACGUCGAGCAGCUGAAAGCCGCUCGGAGCGCUAACGCGCAGACGGCCGAGUGUCUGAAAUUCAACAUCCUGUCACAGUUCAACUACGACGGGAUCGCAGAGUUUUGUUUGGACAAGAAGGAAGAAGAGAAAGAAGCUUCAGACGGACGAUGAAUCAACGUUCAUUAAACUUUAUGUUAAUUAUUGUUAAUGGAAGAAAAUAAAAAGUAAUCAAAUGUUAAAAAUGACCAAAAUAAAACCGGAAUUGUGAUUAAUAAAAAAUACUUUAUUUAUAUCUCA